UAACUCGUUAACUGUUUAAGUGUUUUCUAGAAGAAAACAAAUAUGUCUGGUACAUUUUACUGUAGAUCCUUACUCCGCAGAGUAUGUUUUAACUGCAAAAAUCAUCUACAACAACAGACAAAGCACAUGCAUUCGGAUGCCGGAGAUCCUAGGAUUUAUUCACUUAUUCGACAAGGGAACACAAUGUUCUUUGAUGAACAGAGGCGAAGUGGGAUUUUAUCACACAAAAUUACAGUGAAUGGUGCACGAAUUCAUUUUGAAACAAGUGGAAGUGGACCUCACACUAUCCUUUUGUUACCAGGAGCUCUCGGAUCUACCAGGACAGACUUUUCUAAGCAGCUGACAGACUUUAACAAGAAGGACUACACGCUGAUAGCCUUUGACCCCCGGGGGUACGGUAAAAGUAUCCCUCCUCAGCGUACCUGGCCCCUGGAGUUCUUACAGCGGGACGCUGAUGAUGCCAAUGGGCUGUGUAUGAAACUAGGACUGAAGUCAGUGUCAGUGAUGGGCUGGAGUGAUGGGGGAAUCACGGGGAUGAUUCUGGCCGCCCAGAAUACCUCCCUCGUAAAAAACCUCAUCAUCUGGGGGGCCAACGCUUAUGUCACGGAGCAGGACAUGCUGAUCUUUAACAGUAUUCGGGACAUUAAUACCUGGAGUGAAGGCAUGCGAACUCCGUUUAUGGCUCUUUAUGGAGAGAAAUAUUUCCGUGAGCAAUGGUCCAAUUGGGUGGAUGCCUACCAGGCUUAUUAUGACAAGAGAAAUGGAGAUAUAUGCAAAGAUGAUUUAAAGAAAAUAAGAGCAAGAACACUCAUUAUACACGGAAUCAAAGACCCUCUUGUACCAUUAGAACACCCUGACUACCUUCAUCAUAACAUCAAAGGAUCAAGACUGUACAUGCUACCGGAGGGGAAACAUAACCUUCACAUUCGUUACCAUAGAGAAUUCAACUUCCUGGUGGAGAACUUUCUGAAGCAAUCACAGAUGCAAAGUUCACUGUUAAAAAAACAUGGUUCAGCGUAGAGGUUAAAUCACAAAAAGGAAAGAAUUUAUCUUCUUGAUUGUGAACAGUUGUGUCCAUCAGUAAACUGAUUUUUAUCUGUAAUUUUUCCAAAGUUUUUAGACAUCAUACAAGUAUGGAGUGAGCAGUAUCAUUUUGUGAGCUCAUUUUGUUUGUGUCUGUAUUUGGAUUCGGAUCUGUUAAAAUUUUUUGUCUUUUGUAUUAUCAGUAUUUUAAAGGUACUAAGCAGUCAUAUUUAUUGUAGAAAUUAAAUAUGUGCUUAUAUACUUUUAAAAGGGGAGAGGGACUGUUGUCAUGUUUUCAUCAUUCACUGUUUAAAAACAGUCUGCAUUUGGAUAUGUGUACAUAUAUAUGUAUACAGACUUUUCAGAUCAAAUGUGGAUAAGUAUUUAUAUAUAUUAUACCGGUAUGUAUACAAACUUGAUCAAAUAUGGAUACUUAUUUAUAGAGAGUCAUAAAAAAACUUUGUUUCAUAUCAUCAUUUUAGCAAAUUAUAAAAAUCUCUAAGCAAACUUACUGUAAAGUAAGAUUCAUUAUUUUGUUAUUUAUUCGCAUUCAUUGUUACAUGUAUAGAAAAAGUUUUUUAAGCCUAAUUUUGCUUAGCAGUUCAUUACUAUAUGUCAUAUUUAAGUUUAAUCACAUAUAUAAGAAAAGUAAUUGAUAAUAUUGGCUAUUUGUAAUGAUUUUACUUAAGAGACUAUAGCAGGUAGUAAAGACUAAAUAUAUGUUGUGUGAUUUAUGCCUUGCUGAGAAGUGAAUUUGUAUUCAGUCAUCUCUUGUUGUGUGCAGUUUUACUGCUUAUUACAAUUGUACAUUCAUACCUUGCCAUGAAGUCACUAAUUCUGAACUGAUACAGUGCCAUUGUUAUAACUUUCUGGUUUGCAGUUCUAUUGUAUUGUUUUUAGGUAGCUAUCUUCCAAUGUUGUAACUACCUGGUUUGCAGUUAUACUGUAUUGUUUUUAGGUAGCUAUCUUUCAGUGUUAUAACUUUAUGGUUUGCAGUUAUAAUAUAUUGUAUUGUUUUGUGGUAGCUAUCUGCCAAUUGUUAUAACUUUAUGGUUUGGAGUUUUGCUGCUUUUAAUAUUUUCAUUUAUGCAAUAAAUGGGAGGGUCCAUUUUAAAAGCCCUAUUUGUUAAUACAAAAAGAGAUCAUAUCUUUAUUUGUUUACCUUUGCAUUAUACAUGUAAGAAUUAAAAAAAAAAUGCAAUGUUUACAAAUCUACGCACAUAUGUAUAAUCACAAGCAGUUUUUCUUCUAAGUUGACUUUCAUUUACUUUCAUACUUUGUUUUGUUUAACCUACUUUGGUUCAUUCUCAUGUCUAACCAUGCAACGUAAUACCGUGGUAUGCUUGCCUAUAAAUUGUCCUCUUAUCA
Molecule: messenger RNA, 2391 nt
Organism: Saccostrea cuccullata (small rock oyster)
Lineage: Eukaryota; Metazoa; Mollusca; Bivalvia; Ostreida; Ostreidae
Product: valacyclovir hydrolase-like
Exons: 8
Coding region: 43-1020 (325 amino acids)
Molecular function (GO): serine hydrolase activity
Source: RefSeq, a predicted model, not a curated record